Molecule: messenger RNA, 2304 nt
Organism: Chara braunii
Lineage: Eukaryota; Viridiplantae; Streptophyta; Charophyceae; Charales; Characeae
Source: the annotation of a GenBank genome assembly
GUGAGCUGGAGAAAAUGCCACCAGAGAUAGAGGGAGUAGUUGCUAAGUACCCUGAUCUAUUUGAAGAGCCGACAGGGGUUGUUGAGAGGGAGGUCGUCCACGCGAUAGAGAUUAUCCCAGGAUCUAGUAUUCCAAAGGGUAGAAUCUAUCGGAUGUCUCCGAGCGAGCUUGAUGAGCUUCGCCGCCAACUCAAGGAACUCGUAGAGAAGGGUUGGAUCCGRCCRAGUGUCUCUCCUUAUGGGUCUCCAGUUUUAUUCGUGCCUAAGAAGAAGGAGGGAACUCUAAGGAUGUGCAUUGACUAUAGGGGCCUCAAUGCCAUCACGGUGAAGAACAGAGAGCCCUUACCACGCAUCGAUGAUCUGUUAGAUAGAGUGCAAGGGUGUCRGUACUUCAGUAAAAUAGAUCUGAAGUCCGGGUGCCAUCAGAUUGCAAUCCGGCCCGAGGAUCAACACAAAACCGCAUUUCAGACCAGGUACGGUCUAUACGAGUUUGUGGUGAUGCCUUUUGGCCUUUGCAAUGCUCCUGGCACCUUUCAGCACGCUAUGAAUCAAAUAUUCCAUGACUACUUGGAUAAGUUUUUCGUCGUGUACCUCGAUGACAUACUUAUUUUUAGUAAGACUGUCGAGGAGCACGUAGCACACUUAGACAAAGUUCUCAGUCUCCUGCGACAGCACAAGUUCAAGAUCAACGGUGAAAAGUGCGAGUUUGCCCACACCCGUAUCUUGUACUUGGGUCAUGAGAUCUCCGCGGAAGGGUUGAAGCUCGAUGACGCGAAGGUGGCCAGCAUUCGUGAUUGGCCACGUCCUCAGUUUGUGACUGAGAUGAGAUCUUUCUUAGGAAUGACAGGCUACUACAGGAAUUUCGUUAACAACUACAGCAUAGUGACCGCUCCUUUGACUGAUCUGACCCGCCUUGACACCCCUUGGGGGUGGACAGAUGAGUGCGAGGCUGCUUUCAGACAUCUGAAGCAUGCAUUGACGCACUAUGAAGUCUUGAAGCUACCCGAUCCUGAUAAACCAUUUAUAGUAACCACGGAUGCUAGCCAAUAUGGCAUUGGCGCCGUGCUUGCGCAGCAGGAGGGGUCAAAGUUGAGGCCAGUAGAGUACAUGUCCAAGAAAAUGCCGUCUCAGAAGUUGGCUAAGUCCACUUAUGAGAAGGAGCUCUAUGCGCAAUAUGACUUUGACCCUCAAUAUCUUAAAGGGGAGUACAACAAAGUUGCAGAUGCCUUGUCGCGCAGACCAGACUUCUCAGGUGCGCUGAUUACUGAGUUCGAUCUAACGGACAAUGUUACUCAGUCUUUGGUGGAAGCCUAUCCUCAGGACCAGUUUAUGUCUGAGAUCAUACGCAGACUGGAGGCGAAGGAUGAAAAGACCUCCGCCGAGUUUGAGUUGGUCAAUGGAUUGCUGUUCCUAGAGAAGGCAGGGAAUAAACGCUUGUGUAUUCCAAAUAGCGAGUCUUUGCGCAGUUUGUUUUUAGGUGAGUGUCAUGAUGCCACCGGUCAUUUUGGGUAUAAGAAGACCGCAGCCAACUUGCUGCAGCGAUUCUGGUGGCCCACGAUGAUGCGAGAUGCACAGCUGUAUGUGGAGACCUGUCAAGUUUGGCAACGGGACAAGCCCUGUUCUCAAGCUCCUCUUGGACUGCUUAAGCCCCUUCCGAUUCCGGAAAGGCCAGGUGAAAGCUUGUCCAUGGACUUCAUGGAUACGCUGGUCACCAGCAAGAGUGGAAUGAGGCAGAUUUUCGUCAUCGUGGAUAGGUUUAGUAAGUAUGCUAGAUUAAUAGCCAUGCCGGAAACAGCAAAGACCGAGUACGUAAGCAAACUGUUCAAGGAGAACUGGGUCAGAGACUUUGACUACCAAAGUCUAUUGUUAGUGACAGGGACGUACGGUUCACUAGUGAACUAUGGAAAGCCGCUGCAGCUGAACAGGGAACUCAACUGCAGAUGACUUCUGGAAGCCAUCCAGAAGCUAACGGCCAGGCGGAGCAGAUGAACCGCGCUGUGCAGCACCUGUUGAGGCACUACAUCAAGCCUAACCAGGUGGACUGGGACGAAAAGUUUGCUUUAGUCGCCAGUCUGUAUAACAACGCAGUACAUAGUGCCACGGGGGUGAGUCCUAACAGUCUGCAACUAACGUUUAAGCCUAGACUGCCCUUAGACUUUCUACUACCUGACAAUCAACCAGACACUGCACCCGGCACUCUCGAGUUUGCCUAUCGUUAUGAACAGAAGAUGCAGGAGGAUGUAGAACACAUGCAGAAGGCGCAGGCUGCAAUGAUUGAGUCUGAGAAUAAAUAUCGCCGCCCUUC